GGGAAGCGCAGGGACGCGGAGGAGCGCUGGGCGCGGGAGCCGACUAGGGAGGGAGAGGACCGCCAGGAGCCGCUGCACCUCCGCCGCGCGCUCGCAGCCUUCCCGGCCCGGUCCCGGGGCGCAGGGCGCAGGGCGCAGGGCGCAGGGCGCAGGGCCCGGACGCCCCCGCCCCGUCCGCAUCCCCGUCCCCGAGAGCCACCAUGCUGCUGCCCCGGCUGUGCUGGCUGCCGCUGCUCUCCGCGCUGCUGCCCCCGAGGCCCGCACAGAAGUUUUCGGCGCUCACGUUCUUGAGAGUCGAUCAAGAUAAAGACAGAGACUGCAGCUUGGACUGUGCGGGCUCUCCUCAAAAGCCUCUCUGCGCAUCGGACGGAAGGACCUUCCUGUCCCGCUGCGAAUUCCAGCGGGCCAAGUGCAAAGACCCUCGCUUGGAAAUCGCUUACCGAGGAAACUGCAAAGAUGUGUCCAGGUGUGUGGCCGAGAGGAAGUACACCCAGGAACAGGCCCGGAAGGAGCUGCAGCAGGUGUUCAUCCCGGAAUGCAACGAGGACGGCACCUACAGCCAGGUGCAGUGUCACAGCUACACGGGGUACUGCUGGUGCGUCACGCCCAACGGGAGGCCGGUGAGCGGCACUGCUGUGGCCCACAAGACGCCCCGCUGCCCGGGGUCCAUAAAUGAAAAGUUGCCCCAACGGGAAGGCACAGGAAAAGCAGAUGAUGCCGUGGCCCCGGCGCUGGAGACUCAGCCUCAAGGAGAUGAAGAAGACAUUGCCUCACGCUAUCCCACCCUUUGGACUGAACAAGUUAAGAGUCGGCAGAACAAGACCAAUAAAAAUUCAGCAUCCUCCUGCGACCAGGAGCACCAGUCUGCGCUCGAGGAGGCCAAGCAGCCGAAGAACGACAAUGUAGUGAUCCCUGAGUGUGCCCACGGUGGCCUCUACAAGCCGGUGCAGUGCCACCCGUCCACAGGGUACUGCUGGUGUGUGCUGGUCGACACAGGGCGCCCCAUCCCUGGCACAUCCACCAGCAUCGAGACGGGAGAGCAGUCGAAAGCGCCUGCGAGCAGCCUGGCUCGGGAGGAAUCUCCUUGGGGGAGAUGGGGCCGGCAGCUCCAGGGUUGUCCUGGGGCCAAAAAGCAUGAGUUUCUGACAAGCGUGUUGGAUGCGCUAUCCACCGACAUGGUCCACGCUGUCUCUGACCCUUCCUCAGCAUCUGGCAGGCACUCAGAACCAGACCCCAGCCACACCCUGGAGGAGAGGGUAGUGCACUGGUACUUCAGACUGCUGGACAAGAACGGCAGUGGAGACAUUGGCAAGAAGGAAAUCAAACCCUUCAAGAGAUUCCUCCGGAAGAAAUCGAAGCCCAAGAAAUGCGUGAAAAAGUUUGUGGAGUACUGUGAUGUCAACAGUGACCACGCCCUGUCCCUGCGUGAGCUGAUGGGCUGCCUGGGUGCAGCGCAGGAGGAGGGUGCCUCGGGCCCCAGGAAGCGCCACACCCCCAGAGGCAAUGCUGAAGGCACUGCUAGUAGACAGCCCAGGAGGCAAGGAUGAGCCGCUCCCGUACGCAAGGCAUCUCCUAGACAUGUGGGAACCUCCCUCACCAAAGAGCAAUUAAAAACCAAAACCAAAAGCAUAUAGUAUUUGCACUUUGUACUUUAAAUGUAAAUUCACAUUGUAGAAAUGAGAUAUUUAAACAGACUGUUUUAAUCUGUGAAAAUGGAAGGCUGGCUUCAGAAGAUUAAUCACAUACAAUGUAUGUGCCCUCCCUCGACCUUCACAAGCUGUGCUGGUGGAGACGCCUCUGAGUGCCUUCGAGCUGCACUUCUGCCUGACCCUGUCGGCUGCAGACUCCUUCUCCUGGAAGGAGCAGUCGCCGCCCUCUGCACCUGCCCUGUGUUGUUGCGUCCGCUUGCCCCGCUUGGGUAACUCCUGUAAUGUCAGCUUGUAGCAUGCCGCAGUUACUGUGCACAGGUUGGCCUGUUUCUUGGGAUUGUGUGUUUGUUCUGUUUGGCUUCUCAGAAAUCCCUCACACCUAGAAUCACACAACCACUAACUACCAGUGUUCAGGGCAGCCAGGGCCCUGGUAGAAGGCAUUUCAUAUACUUCAUGUGUCCUCUUCCGGCACUGUAAGCCUGGCUUUGGGCUGCAUUACCCAGGCUCCUGCUGAGGGCUCACACCCCACAGGCCUCCAGCUGAGGAAAGCGAGUCUGAGUCCAACCUGCCUGAGCAGGCAGAGCUGGUUUAGUCCUCUAGGCUCACCACGUAGCCACCUGCUUUUCUCUCCCGUGUGGCUGUCCCAUCCCCCUGUGGCCUGCCCCAGCCCACUGAAAGGGAAAGCCAUGCCCUGAGUAAACUGCAGUCUCCCUAGAGAAAGCAGCAGCAGCCCAGUUUUGCAGAGUGCUCUGUACUUCAGGGACAAGAGGACUCGCCCGCCUGUGGUGAGACUGCGCCAUGCACCUGUGAGUGGAGGCUCAGAGCAGGACAGUCACCCUGAGCAGCAGGACAGGGGCUGGCGAGCCCUCGCAGGCCCUGCAGAACACUGGAGGAUAGCCGGAGCUCUGCUCCGAGCUGGUGGCCAUCUCCACGUGAGCUUUUGGUGGGAAACACCUCCGUGGCCUCCCGUCUCCCAACAGCGUCACGCAGGUGACAUCCGUGGAUCUUUGUGAAGGUAUUUUUUGAGGCUGUGUGCUUAGUUUGGCCAUGCAGAGAGAGGCAGAAGUCAAGCCUUUGGGGCCCUAAACCAGUUACAUGUCAGUGCUGUCCAAGAGUAGGUAUGAUCUUAAGUGUUUUGGAUAAUCUUUUAUAUUUCUAAACUUUGAAUUUAAUCAUUCUUCUUAGGUUAAAAUAAAGUAUGCUAUCAAAACUGU
Octodon degus (degu) is the source of this 2863-nucleotide messenger RNA. RefSeq names its product SPARC related modular calcium binding 2 (gene Smoc2). The record is from RefSeq and is a predicted model, not a curated record. Bases 201 to 1547 code for a protein of 448 amino acids. NCBI's taxonomy places the organism in Eukaryota, Metazoa, Chordata, Mammalia, Rodentia, Octodontidae. Gene Ontology annotation, molecular function: extracellular matrix binding; protein binding; heparin binding. Gene Ontology annotation, cellular component: basement membrane. Gene Ontology annotation, biological process: extracellular matrix organization. The transcript is spliced from 15 exons.